GCCAUAAACUGACAAUAGCGGGUCUGGGAGUGGGAGGAACAUCUCUGCUGCGAUCCUUCUUGCUUUGUUACGUCUGGGAAGCCAUUUUGGAAUUCUGCUUGUAGUGCCUGAUAAUUACGUACACACACGCACUGUCAACUUGCAAACUUUUGUGUGUGUUCACGGAUAAAUAUUAUUUUGGUAUCUGGGUUAGGAUCAUCGAACGCACCAUACCUGGAAUAGACGCCUCGACACGAGGUGUGAAGUUAACGCAUCUUGCGAGACAGAAAUGUGUGGAUCUUUUUCAACUGGAUUACGCUCAUAAGAAUAUCAGAUGGACUCUUAUCUGACGGUCUGAUUGGAGAAUGACCAUGGAUUUCUCUCGUCUACACACAUACACUCCUCCACAGUGUGCUCCAGAGAACACAGGAUAUACCUACUCCCUCAGCUCCAGCUACUCGACUGUGGCCCUAGAGUUUGAGAAGGUGCAUCAGAUCGCUCCAGUGUUCAACUCGCCCAGGAUGUCGCGGCGGAGCCUGCGUCUGCAGACCACGGGCGGUCUCUAUGGCAACGACAGACUGGCUGACUUCUCCUCCCAGAACCACAGCAGCGGAGGGUCCAGUCGGACAGAGUCAUGGUCAGACUACACAGGGUCCAGUCAGAGAGAGUCAAGGAUGGUGAGGAGCAGAAAGCAGCAGCAGUCUGCCUCCAGCUCCCUGUCCCUGAACCAGUCCCUGAACCAGUCCCUGAACCAGUCCCAGUCCCUGAACCUGUCCCUGAACCAGUCCCUGAACCAGUCCAUGUCCCUGAACCAGACGCCACGCAAGACCCUCUCCUUCUCCACUACCAACACUCCCUCUACGGGCUGCACCACUGCCAGCGAUGCCUCCCUGCUAUCCUCCAUCCUGGACCAGUCCAGCCUCCGCCAGCGAUCCACCACCACUACUACCACAGACGGCUACUGGGGUUCAGAUCAGGAUACCAAUCUGAAAGGGAGGAGUUCAAGGACGGACCACAGCUCAACGGGUGCGAACGGCGGCGUCAACACUGUGUCGCACAGCCACGCCAUGGUCGCCAACGGUUACAUCUGUAAAGACUGUUCCAUACACUCUGAGAGGAAAGAAGCUCUCACCACCUACUCCUCCUCUUCCUCGUCUCAGGCUGCCUCUGCUGCAGCAGCUGCCGCCACCUCCUCUUCCUCGUCUCAGGCUGCCUCUGCUGCAGCAGCUGCCGCCACCUUCUCCUCUUCCUUGUCUCAGGCUGCCUCUGCUGCAGCAGCUGCCUCCGCCCUUUCAUCCUCUUCCUCAUCUCAGGCUGCCUCUGCUGCAGCAGCUGCUGCCGCCAUCUCAGCAUCAUCAGCCUCAUCCUCCAGUUUAUACUGCACGGUCAAGAGUCAGAGGAGCAAGACAGGUCUCCUGGUGUCAGUCUCUAACACAUGUGUCCACUACAGCAGACGAGCCCUGGCCCCUAUAGUGUCCCUGGUGACACUGCUCUUCCAGAAUGUUCUGUGGCUGGGCACUAGGGCCAGGAGCCACUCAGGCAAAGGUGUCCUGGCAUCCCUCUUAGACAGGGCCAGACGGGCUGUCUCCUCCAGCGCGUCCCGUGUCUCUUGGCUCUUUAAGCAGACCACUCUCCACAGGAUGAUGGGCUACAGGGCCAACGGCUACGAAGGCAAAGCUCAUUCUAGUUACUGUGGGAGCAUGAAUGUAAAAGACCACGUGAUGGGAGACGGACACCACCACUUUUUGAAUGGCUCGUUGUGUGACGACUGUAAAGGGAAGCAGCACCUGGAGACCAACACACUGGUCCACAGUCACACACAGACCUCCAGAACUCACCGUCUACUGGGGGGUCUGUGGACCCUUAUAGCUUACACAGGCUACUGUCUGCUCCAGCCAGGUUACUAUGUAGUGAGGGCAGGCCUGGCGCUGGGGUCAGCAGUGGGGUCAGCAGUACGGUCAGUGGCUCAGAGACUCCUGUCGGUGCUGUGGCUAGUCCUGGGAGCUCCAGGUAAAGCAGCCAGACGGUUGUUGUGGUGUCUGGGGACAGGCUGGUACCAGCUGGUGUCUCUCAUGUCUCUGUUCAACGUCUUCUUCCUGACCCGGUGCCUGCCCAGAAUGUGGAAGCUCCUCCUCUUCCUCCUUCCCCUCCUGCUACUUCUGUGGUUGUGGUUCUGGGGUCCGUCCAGUUUCCUCUCCUACCUUCCAGCCAUAAACCUGACAGAGUGGCGCUCCAGAGUGGUGUCCCCCUUCACCCUCUCAUCGUUUAUCCUGACCCCUGCCCUUGUUCUCACCCCCGCCACACCACUGGAGCAGAUCCCCCCAGCAUCCCCCGGCCCACAGGCACAGCCAGUCCUUCCCCCCAUAGUCACCGUGGACACAGAGGGCCUGGAGCGUCUGGAGCGGGUAGAGCAUGGUCUGACCCUGCUGUGGGAGCGGGUGCAGCAGGGGGACCAGAGGCAGGAGCAGCAUCACGGGGACACCCUGGCCCAGUACACCCUCCUGAGGGAGCAGCUGGACAGCCAGACGGACAGGGACAGCCUGGGUCUCUGGGUCUCUGGCUUGCUGGAGCACAGGAUCACCCUGCUGAGAGGAGAGUUGGAGCAGCAGGAGGCCUCACACAGGGCACAGACUGAAGAGCAGAGGGUUCAGCAGCAGAGUCAGGAGACACGGCUGGCUGAGCUGCAGGGGCUGCUGCAGGUCCUCGCUACUAAAACUGAGGUGGUGCAACAGAAACGGGAACAGCGGAAGGAGGAGACAGAGGAGACAGCCACACCAGCCCCUGCCUCUGUCCCUGUCAGUGUGGGUGUGGACCAGGAGGCCCAUGCUGCUUUGCUGGCGGAGGUGCAGAGGCUGGAGGGGGAGCUGGGUCGGAUCAGGGGCGACCUGCAGGGGGUGAUGGGAUGUCAGGGGAAAUGUGAGCAGCUGAACACAAUCCAGGAAACGGUGUCUACCCAGGUGUCCGCCCAGGUGAGGCGGGAGCUGCGGGCCCUGUUCUACGGCUCUGUCGACCAGACCCACCAGGGAGAACCAGACAUCCCCGAGGGUCUCCUCCAGUGGCUAUCGUCGCGCUACGUGAACGGGGCCGACCUGCAGGCCCUCCUGACCAACCUGGAGCUCAGCAUCCUGAGGAACGUGUCGCUGCAGCUGGAGCAGAGCAGGGCCGAGGCCCGGACGGAGGCUGAGGCCAGGGCUGCAGUCAUCACCACCCAGACCCAGGCUAUUACACAGAGUGUCCAACACACCGCCGUGGGCGGGGGACUGUCUGAGGAGCAAGUGCAGCUGAUCGUCCAGAAUGCCCUGAAACUCUACUCCCAGGAUAGGACGGGCCUAGUGGACUACGCCCUGGAGUCUGGAGGCGGUAGCAUCCUAAGCACGCGCUGCUCGGAGACGUACGAGACAAAGACGGCCCUCAUGAGUCUGUUCAGCGUGCCCCUCUGGUACUUCUCCCAGUCACCCCGUGUCGCCAUCCAGCCUGAUAUGUAUCCAGGGAACUGCUGGGCGUUUAAAGGUUCUCAUGGUUACCUGGUCAUCCGGUUGUCCCUGAGGAUCCUCCCCACAGCCUUCUGUCUGGAGCACAUCCCCAAGGCCCUGUCCCCUACCGGCAACAUCACCAGCGCCCCGCGCAACUUCACUGUCUACGGUCUGGAUGAUGAGUAUCAGGAGGAGGGAAAGCUGUUGGGUCAAUACACCUACCAGGAGGACGGAGACUCAAUGCAGAACUUCCCUGUCAUGGAGAAGAACGAAAGGGCCUUCCAGAUCAUCGAGGUGCGGGUGCUGACCAACUGGGGUCACCCCGAGUACACCUGCCUCUACCGCUUCAGAGUCCACGGAGAACCACGCAUCCAGUGAGGGAGGAUGGCGGCCAUUUGACCUGCCAGUCAACAGAGAAAUGCAUAUCAUCCUAUCUGUAUAUAGUACUGGACAUAUUGUUCUAAAUGGAGGGGGCUGGGAAAAACCGAGACUUAUAUAGACGAGUGACUUCAGAAGUGUGGGGAUGGGUGUUUGAUUUAUGCUAGAAUGUGUCCAUGGGGGGGUUUUGUUUUACUCGGUAUUGAAAUGGUGAAAGAAUGAACUGUAAUGAAAUGUCAGGGAAUGUGAAAGAGAAAAGAAGAGUGAAGGUAGAAGAAGCUCGGUCCCAGUCCCUCCUCCUUAAACCUGCUCUUGCACUGAAUUAGCCCUCCAGGUCAAAACCCUUUGGUUUUUGGAGGAGUGUUUUCCUCUGUCGCUCUCACACAACCACAGGAGUCUGUGACCUCGAGAUGGAAACGGACUACACACAUCUUUUUUUAUUUCCUUACACAUCCUAUCUGAUUUGGUUGUUGUUUUAAUCAGGUGUUAUUUUGAAUUGGAUGUUUCUUUGGAGACCCCUUGUGGAUUCUGAUGGAGUUUCAGGAUCAAAGCCACAGAACUGGAUCAAAGCCACAGACCUGGGCCUAAAUGACGUUUAUAUAGGCCUCACACACACUGGGCCUACAUGACACUGUAUAGGCCACAAUUCUCUUGAUACAAAGCUACUGCUCUCUGCUGCUGUUGGUUGGUCAGUCUGCAGGGCCAGCUAACGUGGUCAGUGGACACUCGCCAGACACAGACCGGACUGCUACCGUUCUUUGGACUCAACAACACUACCGUUCGCCAUGAUUUUAUGCAUCCACAUACAGCCAUCAAAACUAACCUCUAUCUCUCUCCUAUAGAAAAUGUUACACACAUGGACAGACUUUUAAUGAGUUGAUACAUGUGUAUCUCAAGUUAAGAUUUGGUCUUGAAGCUCUGUGGAGUCCAGACUGGAGUGUUAAUGAGAGUGAGACUGACAGCCAAUGGUUUGGCUUCUUCUAGUGCAGCGAGCCAAUGGUUUGGCUGCUCCUUGCACAGUCAUUAUAACGUCCUCUACUAGAGCUUCUACUCUGGAAAAGGGGAUCCUUGGGAUGUCCCAACGCUGACAUCAUCCCAUUGAAGUUAGGGUUAGGAUAGAGGUUAGAGUUUAGGGUAGGGCCAUCCCAAGGAUCCCGGAUAGCGCAUAAUCCCUUCUACUCCCUGCAGGAAUGUAAUCUGUAUAUUUCAUUGUUAAUAGUUGGUCCUUUUUUAAGAAUUAGAUUUUAUCAGUGUUGCUUUAUGAAAAAAGGGUACACCUUGUCAAUAUUUCUAUAAUUUGUAUUACCCAUUGUAAGUGUAAUUAUGUUUGACUUUUACCAUUUUUAGUUGAGAAUAAUGACAAAUGAUGCCUGUAAAUGAAAUGUGUGUUGCACAAGUCCUCACAAUUUGUGGAGAAAACUAGAUGGGGUCUAGAUGGGGUAGCUAUAAAUGAGUUGUGUGUGGACCAGAAAGUCUAAAUGUACAAAAAAAUGAUUUCAUGAUCCUAUUUAUUUUUAAGAUAAUUAGUUACUGCAAGAUAGGACUGCAUUGUAUUUUUAUCAAAAAGCUUUUCAGUGCAUUUUGGAAACAUCUUGGGACAGUACAGAUUUUGUUUUUCACUUGUUUUUAAAUGUUUUUUGUUGCUGCUGUCAUCCUGAGAUAGCUAAACCGCAUUUUAGAAUAUAUUCCUAAAGAAUUACAUUUUGAGAGCUUUUGAUGCAUGUGAUAUUUUACCUAAUAAAGACUAUUGUUUUUUUAUUUAAAA
Molecule: messenger RNA, 5595 nt
Organism: Salvelinus fontinalis (brook trout)
Lineage: Eukaryota; Metazoa; Chordata; Actinopteri; Salmoniformes; Salmonidae
Product: SUN domain-containing protein 1-like
Exons: 24
Coding region: 345-3830 (1161 amino acids)
Biological process (GO): nuclear envelope organization
Cellular component (GO): nuclear envelope; meiotic nuclear membrane microtubule tethering complex
Molecular function (GO): protein-membrane adaptor activity
Source: RefSeq, a predicted model, not a curated record